Molecule: messenger RNA, 1144 nt
Organism: Tuber aestivum (summer truffle)
Lineage: Eukaryota; Fungi; Ascomycota; Pezizomycetes; Pezizales; Tuberaceae
Source: the annotation of a GenBank genome assembly
AGUCACCUGUUACCGCAUCAUAGUUCUCAUUACUUUAAUCGGCCCUUGUCCCGCUUUUUCUUUCCUACUUGUAUUACUCAGCCCUUGGACAGAUCUAGAUCGGAGUUCCCCUGCCCUCAUCUAGGAACAGACCCCCCUGUCAGAAAAAGACCCGAAAUUGUGAUCGCCCUUCCUUUCUCAGUCUAACUUUAAAGCCUUUUUCCCACUUUCUGACCUCGCUUUUGCUUUUCAGGCCUAAAAAAUCUUUUCUGAACUCCCCGUUCAACAACUUCCGAAAUUCCACCAUUAUCCACCCAUCUCCCUCGCUCCGCACAUUUCACUAACUUCUCACCCACAUCUCGGGGUCCCCACGCCUGUUUCUUUCCCCUGCUCGGAUUUCCCGAUACGCGAGGACCCCGUUACCUAUCAUUGCGUUUCCCUUUUUCCUUGCACUUUCUUUUUCGUCAUCUUGGAUGAUUAGUAUAGCUUCUCUCCAUCCUUCCAUAUAGAAUACUACGAAGGCACAGCCAGAUAUCCCAAUGAAGGUGUUUGAGUCAUCAUGCACCUUUGAAUACCCGUGGGCCAACGUCUCCAUCGCAAACUGGAGGAAAUACGGGUCCUGGAACACGCAGAGUACUCAUGUCGUAGCGGUUGACACACUGAGCCGAAGUGUUGACCCCCGUACUGGUAUUGUGAGUAGCCGGCCACUUCCUGAUAAUCAUUAUUGCCCCAGCUAACUCGUCAUCUUAAGCUGCGCACCGAACGCCUAAUAACCUGUAAACAGAAUGCCCCCCGCUGGUUAAUGAAAAUUGUUGGCGGCGCCGAAGAAUCCUAUGUCCGAGAAGUAUCCAGCGUCGACCCUCAGCAGCAAACCGUCACCCUCCGCUCGAUGAACCUCACAGGCUCAAACAUAAUCUCUGUUCAGGAGACAGUGGUUUACUCUCCGGACCCUUCGAGCCCAAAGACCAAGACUCGAUUCCAACAGGAUGCACAAAUCACCGCCUAUGGCGCAUUCUCAAAAAUUUGUGGCGCAAUUGAGGAUUGGUCAGUGGAGAGGUUUGGACAAAAUGCUCUGAAGGGACGUCUGGGGUUUGAAUCGGUGCUUGAGAUGUCAUCCAAGGCCUUCAGGGAUAUGAAGCUGGAGGAGGGAGGCUGGAGGAGAUAA